AUGCUCCUGCGCCACGCCUUCUCUCGGCUGCGCUCCACCCAGGUGGCGGUGGUUCACUGCAGCGCCCAGACGUCAUCCCGCCAUGUGCUGCAGAAGCUCGGUCAGACCUGCAUGUUGCUCAGCUCGAACACGGGCCGAGUCUUUAGACCAAAAGACUGUGAAAACCUCGUGCUCUACCUAAAAGACAUCAACCUACCCAAACCUGACAAAUGGGGGACCAGCAACCUCACUGCCUUCCUGCAGCAGGUCUUGACGUAUAAAGGAUUCUAUGAUGAGAAUCUGGAGUGGGUUAGUCUUGAGAACAUCCAGGUGGUGGCCUCCAUGUCAACAGGGGGAGCUGUAGGCAGCCACUCCCUCACCUCCCGCUUCUCAUCUAUAGUUCGCAUUGGCACUAUAGACUAUCCAGACAGGGAGCAGCUGCAGACUAUCUACUCUGCGUACCUGCAGCCAGUUCUCCAGCACAGCCUGGGCAGCCAGGCAUCGUGGGCCAGCACCGGGAAAACACACCAGCUGGCUGGGUCUCUGGUGCAGCUCUAUGAACAGGUGAAAGCCAAGUUUACAGUAGAUGACCACAGCCACUACCUGUUUACCCCCUGUAUCCUCACAGAGUGGGUCCUCAGCCUGCUGCGAUAUGACCUCACUGCAGGUAACCAAACACACACGCACCACAUUCAUUU
Molecule: messenger RNA, 677 nt
Organism: Notothenia coriiceps (black rockcod)
Lineage: Eukaryota; Metazoa; Chordata; Actinopteri; Perciformes; Nototheniidae
Product: cytoplasmic dynein 2 heavy chain 1-like
Exons: 4
Biological process (GO): microtubule-based movement
Cellular component (GO): axonemal dynein complex
Molecular function (GO): dynein intermediate chain binding; dynein light intermediate chain binding
Source: RefSeq, a predicted model, not a curated record